Penicillium subrubescens is the source of this 2010-nucleotide messenger RNA. RefSeq lists its product as uncharacterized. Bases 1 to 2010 code for a protein of 669 amino acids. The record is from RefSeq and is a predicted model, not a curated record. Lineage: Eukaryota; Fungi; Ascomycota; Eurotiomycetes; Eurotiales; Aspergillaceae. The transcript has 3 exons.
AUGUGUUUGUAUAUGCGAUUUCAAUUCUUAGCUCCAGCGCUAGUCACCGCUAGUCUUCUAAGUUUCAUCCAAUCACUCUCAUUCAAUCCUAUCUCAGCAAUCGAGGAUAUCCUUAUCGUUCUUUUUCUACACUUGGCUAAUAUCUUCGACAAUGUGGGCUGGCUGAAGGCUUUCAGUGUCCUCAUACCGAUUUCCCUCUUGGCUAUUCCUGCUAUUGUCUUUUCUUGGGCAUCAGCGGUAUCAUAUGUCCAGCGGAAAUUAAUCCUAUGGUGUCAAAGCGACCCAGAACAGGAGAAAUGCUUGCUGGGAAAGCCUUUGUUCUUUCCAUCACAACUCACCCACGCAAGGAUUUUUCCAGAAAAGUACCAUUAUGGGAUUGACUACUUUCUCGUGGGAAUUCCCGUGGGUCUUCGUGGUAGGGUUGGCGCAUUGCUGUCAGUUGACAGUGAUGGAUCAGAUCCACGCUCUCCGACUUUCAACUCUUUUCGAUCUUCCCUGAAAAGACUCUUCCGGAAGUGCAUUUGGUUCAGCAUUGAUACGAGCCAGUAUCUUCAUCGCGGGGAUGGUCACAUGAGCCUGACGCAAAAGUUGGAGCAUUUCUUGACAGAACGGGGCGAGGAUGUUAACGACUAUCCCUACGCAUAUCUUAUCAGCAUCCCCCAAUUUUGUUGGUGGACUAAAAGUCCAAUCUCCUACUGGUACCUCUACUCCCCAUCAAAGGAGCUCGUCGCAAUAAUCAUGGAGAUCAAUAAUUCCUACGGAGAGAAAAAGAAUGCCUUCUGUCGACUGACCAGAGAAGAAAAUUCCAUUUUUGACAAGGCGAAAACUUCUGCAAUUCUCAGCACUACAUCAGGAAGAGGGCCCAGGGGCAUCCAAACUGUCCGGUUCAUGUCUUCCGCACCCACUGCCAAGUAUUAUAAGGGCAGCUGGGGCAAGGACAUAUUUGCAUCCCCAUUCGAAAAGGUCGAGGGCUGGUUCAAUCUUCGAUUUAUGGACCCCCUUGACUCAUUACCUGAAAAGGGAGGCCCGCUACAUUCCAAUAUGACCCUUAUGAGCCUGGAGGGCAAACCAAAACUCUCUAGUCGUCUGUUUUCAAGUGAAAUACCACUUGAUCCCCUCUCAGCUUCGUCCUGGGAAUUGACCAUAUUUCUUCUUCGCUGGUCCUUUGUUAUUCCGUCAUCUAUAGGCCGGAUUGUGGUUGAGGCGCUUCGAAUCCGGUUCCGAGGUAAUAUGCCAUAUCUGAACAAACCUGAGACGAAGAAAAAUAAUAUCCCACGUAAUGCCUCAAAGCCAGAACGGACUUUGGAGCAGUUUUUCCGGAUGUACCUCUCUUAUCUGGUAAAACAGUGCCAGUUUCCUCUGGAAGUGAUCUACACACCUGCCAAGUCACUGCAUCUCUGUCCCAUCUCCAUAAGCUCCCCUGUCAAGGACCGCGCUUUGGCACCGCCCCCCGUUUUGAAAAUUCAACCCCUCACCCCUCGGUUCUACACCAACAUUGCAAAAUAUCCAGAUGCCAAAUUAGGCUUUCCCGCAGAGAUCGAGAACAUGCCACAGGUCUCCGAUCCGAUAUCUCAACGCCUCUGGGUGUCCGAUCCAGCACUGUUGAAAAAUUUGAUUGACACGGAAAAUCCUUGUACUGGCCUCGAAAAAGUCAAUCCCUGCUCCCCUUCUGCAAGCCGUCUCCUGUGGCAAAGCACGUCAACAGGUAAAUCAUUCAUGGACAACUUCACCGACUCUCACUGUUCCAGUACUCUGCGUACAACUUAUCGGGCCGCACGCAUUCAUUGUUACCUGACAGAAAAGUUCGCGUGGGGGUCAUACAAAGUAGCUACAGUCUAUGGUAUUCUACUGCGCGCGAUUAUCAUGCGUCUUGUCUGGAAGGGACUAUGGCAGAUGCAGUGUAACUUGGCUACGGUGUGGUUUGCAGACGGUUUGACGAUCUCUGGAACCUUCUUCCUGCUGGUUCGUGCAUGGAGGGCCUUAGCAGGCAGAUUUUACCAACACUUGUAG